AUGUACCUGAUCAUUGUGUUUGGAAACCUGCUCAUCGUCCUAGCUGUCAGCUCUGACUCCCACCUCCACACCCCCAUGUACUUCUUCCUGGCCAACCUGUCCUUUGUGGACAUCUGCUUCACGUCCACCACCGUCCCAAAGAUGCUUCUGAACAUCCAGACCCAGAGCAAGGUCAUAACCUAUGCAGGCUGCAUCACACAGAUGUACUUUUUCCUACUCUUUGUAGAAUUAGACAUCUUUCUCCUGACUGUGAUGGCUUAUGACCGCUUUGUGGCCAUCUGUCACCCCCUGAACUACAUGGUCAUCAUGAACCCCCGGCUCUGUGAACUGCUGGUUCUGGUGUCCUGGCUCUCGGUUGUCUCUCUAUUUUAUUGUACGGGCCUGGGAGUGUACCUUAGCUCGGCUGCUACCCAGAGCUCCCACUCAAGUGCCACAGCCUCAGUGGUGUAUACAGUGGUCACACCCAUGCUGAACCCCUUCAUCUAUAGCCUGAGGAACAAAGACAUGAAGGGGCACAUGUGGCUUUUCUCUGGGUCUGCUGGGACCUUUGCCUGUGGGAUGGCCACACAGCCUAUACCAAAUGUCCUCUCAGUUGGAGAACCACCUCUCCCCGUGUGGCCUAAGGAUCCCGCGGACCUCUCUGUCUGCUCCUGGAGAUUCACCCUUCCCACCAAAGCUCUACCAAGUAUCAAGCUGCAGAGUUUCAGACUCUAUGCUCCCGUGUUUAUAGAGUUUUAA
Lynx canadensis (Canada lynx) is the source of this 738-nucleotide messenger RNA. RefSeq names its product olfactory receptor 7A10-like. Gene Ontology annotation, molecular function: olfactory receptor activity; G protein-coupled receptor activity. The record is from RefSeq and is a predicted model, not a curated record. The transcript is spliced from 3 exons. Gene Ontology annotation, cellular component: membrane. Bases 1 to 738 code for a protein of 245 amino acids. Gene Ontology annotation, biological process: G protein-coupled receptor signaling pathway. NCBI's taxonomy places the organism in Eukaryota, Metazoa, Chordata, Mammalia, Carnivora, Felidae.